Messenger RNA from Fusarium redolens, 2411 nucleotides. RefSeq names its product glycosyl hydrolase family 3 N terminal domain-containing protein. The record is from RefSeq and is a predicted model, not a curated record. Gene Ontology annotation, biological process: glucan catabolic process. NCBI's taxonomy places the organism in Eukaryota, Fungi, Ascomycota, Sordariomycetes, Hypocreales, Nectriaceae. Bases 21 to 2411 code for a protein of 796 amino acids. The transcript has 3 exons. Gene Ontology annotation, molecular function: beta-glucosidase activity.
AAUCACCUGAGGUCGACAACAUGAGACUCGUCCUAUUUGUUGGUGCUGUAUUUGGCGGAGUUGCGUUUGCACAGGCAACAAACAAGAGCGAGACAUACUUUGAGGAGCUUGAGCGUUUCCGGAGUUAUGGACGAUCACCUUCCUUCUACCCUACGCCGGUUGGGACUGGACUAGGUGACUGGGCUUCAGUUUACCAGCAAGCUCAGUCUCUUGUCUCCAACAUGACCUUUGAGGAAAAGGCCAACAUCACCAGUGGUUACGAAGGGGUCAACGGCUGCGGCGGAAAUGGGGGCAGUGUGCCACGACUGGACAUCCCCGGCUUGUGUUACGCUGAUGCUAGCGCUGGCGUCCGGGCCUUCGAAGGCGUCAACUCAUAUCCCGCGGGAAUCCAUCUUGGAGCUACUUGGAACCGAGAUCUGGCUUACAUGAGGGCACUGCAUUUGGGAGCCGAGUUCAAGCGCAAAGGAGCCAACGUGGCAUUAGCACCCAGCGUCGGAGGUCUAGGCAGGGUUGUCAAAGGUGGUAGGAACUGGGAGUCCCCCAGCAACGACCCGUAUCUCACUGGCGCCUUGACUGCACCGACUAUAAGGGGCUUGCAACAGUCUGUCAUCGCUUGCGUCAAGCAUUUGAUUGCCAACGAGCAGGAGACCAAUCGAAAAGCUGCGGAGCACCUCCCAACAAAGGUCAAUGCCUCAGUUUCCUCUAACUUAGAUGACCAGACCAUGCAUGAGCUCUACCUUUGGCCAUUCUACGACGCUAUUCACGCAGGCGCAGGAUCUGUCAUGUGCGCCUACAACCGUGUCAAUAACUCGUACUCGUGCCAGAACAGCAAGCUGAUGAACGAUCUCCUCAAGACACAGCUUGGGUUUCAAGGAUUUGUCGUCUCAGACUGGUACGAGCACAAGAGUGGUGUCGGAAGCGCCAACGCUGGUCUGGAUGUCGUGAUGCCAGUUGCUCCUCUUUGGAAUGGAAAAGAAGGCAGCUUAGUUGAUAUGGUAAACAACGGAUCUGUCAAUGCAUCCCGUCUAGAUGAUAUGGCGACGAGAAUUGUUGCCACUUGGCUCAAGUACGGCACUUUGGAGAAGGGAGCAGAGGGCAAAGGCUUUCCACUCAAUCCAACUCUGCCUCAUGAGUAUGUCGAAGCUCGAGACCCUGCUUCUAAGACCAUUAUUCGUCAGAGCGCCAUUGAAGGACAUGUCCUUGUCAAGAAUGUCAGGAAUGCUCUUCCCUUCAAGAAGCCCAAGUUCCUUUCCGUCUUUGGAUACGACGCAGUGGCACAGGGCGUCAACACACCUGACCCUACUGGCUUCACGUCAUGGGCAAUGGGACAUGGAGGAGCUCAACGCCACCUAAAUGGCAGCGCCUUUUCUAAUGAUACUCUGUUCCGUCUCUUUGGCGCGAGUGAGAUUGAUUCCGUAACCGGGCCCUCCGUUUACCUGAACGGAACACUCAUCUCUGGUGGCGGCUCUGGAGCCUCGACUGGCGUUAUCCAUGCGCCUUUGGAUGCCUUGAAGCGAAGAGCAUACGACGAUGAUACUUUUCUCUUCUGGGAUACAUCAUCGUACUCGCCGUUUGUCAACCCGGCUUCACAAGCUUGCUUGGUGUUCAUUAAUGCAAUGGCAUCCGAGGGAUACGAUCGCAAGAACUUGACUGAUGCUUACUCGGAUCACUUGGUAACGACUGUUGCAUCGCAAUGCAGCAACACCAUCGUCGUUGUGCAUGCAGCAGGUAUUCGCCUUGUCGACCCAUGGAUCGAGCAUGACAAUGUCACAGCAGUCAUCAUGGCUCACCUUCCUGGUCAGGAUUCUGGCCCUGCCUUAGUCGAGAUCUUGUAUGGUGAACAGUCUCCGUCUGGACGCCUUCCUUACACCAUUGCAAAGCGAGAGUCUGACUACGGACAUCUUCUUGAGCCGGACAUUCCUCGCGAUGAUCACCCAUUCUACCCUCAAAGUAAUUUCACUGAAGGGGUUUUUAUUGACUACAAGCAUUUUGACCAAUCCCAUAUCGAACCGCGAUUCGAGUUUGGAUUUGGCCUGUCUUACACAACUUUUGCGUUCUCAAACUUGACAAUUGAUGUUGAUCAGACCGCAACCGUCCUGCCACCCAACCCUGACGUUGUGUUGCCAGGAGGCAUCAGCUCACUUUGGGAUGAGGUAGGAACUAUCACCUGCGUCGUUAGCAACACCGGAAAUGUCUCUUCGGCCGAGGUUGCGCAGCUUUAUCUAAACUUGCCAGGCGAAGGACCAUCAAAGAUCUUGCGUGGCUUUGAGAAGAAGGUGCUCGCCCCAGGUACACGCGAGAUUUUCAAGUUUCCGUUGGCAAGACGCGAUCUUAGUUCCUGGGACACAGAGAAGCAGCAGUGGGUCCUCAACCGGGGCUCAUACGGUGUCAUGAUCCCAUUUCCGGGCUAG